AUGAAUAUUGACCAUUACUCAGACAACUGGGGCAGUUUUUCUAGCUCAGAAUGGAACUACGAUGAUUUUGAUGAAAAAAUUAGAGAGGAUUACGUCUCUGGUUUCAAGGAAAUAGACCAAUCAGAUUAUAUUGAUAAGCGGAUGAAGCUAAACCGUGUUUCUAAUCCAUCUCUAUUGAUUUCUCGUAUCAGCUUUUCUUCGAUAAUUAUCCCCACCAAAGAACAGAUUCGUACCAAAUAAACAAGAAAGCUUGUGAAAAUUAUGCUUUAAAAUACCGAAGGAUUAUGCUCUUCAAGUCACCCAUCGUAAGAAGCACAAUGGUCCAAGGCCAGUCUCCAGAAAAAUCCCAUCAAAAUGGAAAUCCAAGUGUAGAACAAUUGAAAAGAAGGCCACGAAGGAAUCGAAAGUACUGACUGAUAAGACCUGAACUAGCCCUGCUUCGUUGAUACAUAGCUCAGACCGGAAAAGCUGCUAUGAGCCUGUGAUGCAGAAACAUAGAUCUGGGAGUAACAUAGCUCUUAUUUUGUAAAGUAGAUGGACAGUGACCCUUCCUUUGUAGA
Molecule: messenger RNA, 560 nt
Organism: Moneuplotes crassus
Lineage: Eukaryota; Ciliophora; Spirotrichea; Euplotida; Euplotidae
Source: the annotation of a GenBank genome assembly